Molecule: messenger RNA, 1032 nt
Organism: Gallus gallus (chicken)
Lineage: Eukaryota; Metazoa; Chordata; Aves; Galliformes; Phasianidae
Product: scavenger receptor cysteine-rich type 1 protein M130-like
Exons: 1
Coding region: 124-1032 (302 amino acids)
Cellular component (GO): membrane
Source: RefSeq, a predicted model, not a curated record
CCACAUUCCCCCAGCCCAGCAGCCCACCUCUCCUGGCAGGAUUCUCCCGGCUGGCCGGAGGGGACAGCGAGUGCUCAGGGAGGCUGGAGGUGCGGCAGGGCCAGACCUGGGUCAGCGUCUGCCAUGGCCACGUGGACCUCAUGGCCGCCCAGGUGGUCUGCAGAGAGCUGGGCUGUGGUACUGCACUGGCCCUAUCUGGGGCUGAGCUGUUUGGGGUACGAGCAGGGCUAUUCUGGAAUGGUGCCUUCGAGUGCAAUGGCACCGAGCCCUCCCUGUCCGCUUGCACAAAGCGGCCUCCCCACAUCCAGAACUGCACCCAACCCGCUACCAUCAUCUGCUCCCGUAAGUGCUGGCUCUGCAGGGCUACAUCAGCCCCAAACCAUGUGGUGGCCUGGGGAAUUUCCCACUCCACCAACUCCAGCACCUCUCUCUGCUGCAGCCUACAGCGGGUUCCGGCUGGCAGACGGAGUCUCAGUGUGCGAUGGGCGAGUGGAGGUGGAGGCACGAGGGGUGUGGGGGACCCUGUGUGCCACUGCCUGGGACCUGCCUGACGCACACGUCCUCUGCCACCAUCUGGGCUGUGGCACUGCUGUCUCCCUGCCCCCACCGGGCCAUUUUGGGAUGGGGACAGGGAUGCUGCGGAGCGAUGCCUUCAGAUGCAGUGGGAGUGAGCGGCACCCGGGCCAGUGCCCCGUGGAGGUGCUGGGGCAGCCCACCUGCCCCCCCGGGCACACUGCAGCCGUCAACUGCUCAGGUGGGUGUGGGGGCCGUGGGGACCCCCAGCAGGUGGGGAGUACUGCCCAAGCCCACGGCACAGCCAGGCUGUUGCAGGUGUCGCCGAGCCCCUGCGGCUGCACGGUGGGGAGAGCCAUUGUGACGGGCGGCUGGAGGUGGCCGUGCGCCCCGGAGUCUGGGCCCGUGUGCCUGUGGGGCUGUGGGACAACGGCACUGCCACCGUGGUGUGCCGGCAGCUGGGCUGCGGUGUGCCUGAGAAAAUCCAUGCUGUGCCAGCCAAUGGCUCGGGCCCCAUAG